Molecule: messenger RNA, 1296 nt
Organism: Neoarthrinium moseri
Lineage: Eukaryota; Fungi; Ascomycota; Sordariomycetes; Amphisphaeriales; Apiosporaceae
Exons: 2
Coding region: 1-1296 (431 amino acids)
Biological process (GO): protein neddylation
Cellular component (GO): nucleus; cytoplasm
Molecular function (GO): NEDD8 activating enzyme activity
Source: RefSeq, a predicted model, not a curated record
AUGGCAGUCGACGCUGGCGUUGGCAUCAACGAAGCCAACCGCUGGAGGUACCUCAACCACAUUCGCAAGACCAAAGGCCCCUUCAACGAGGACGCUGAGAUCUCGGAAGAUGGCCCGGAUCCGCUCCAGCAGUCAAAGAUCCUGGUGAUCGGCGCCGGCGGCCUGGGCUGCGAGAUGCUCAAGAAUCUGGCCAUGUCUGGCUUCAAGGACAUUCACGUCAUCGACAUGGACACGAUCGAUAUCUCGAAUCUCAACCGACAGUUCCUGUUCCGACAGCAUGAUGUCGGCAAAUCCAAGGCCGAAGUCGCCUCUGCCUUCGUCAUGAAGCGCGUCAAGGGCGUCAAGAUCACCCCACAUAACUGCAAGAUCCAGGACUUUGAUGAGGAUUUCUACAAGCAGUUUCAGAUUGUUAUCUGCGGCCUGGACAGCAUCGAGGCUCGGCGAUGGAUCAACGCGACCCUGGUGACUAUGGUCGACGACGAGGACCCGGACUCGCUGAAGCCACUGAUAGAUGGUGGUACCGAAGGGUUCAAGGGCCAGACCCGAGUCGUCUUCCCUACCAUCACCCCGUGCAUCGAGUGCCAGCUGGAUCUUUACGCCCCACGAGCUGCCGUGCCUCUGUGCACGCUCGCCACUAUACCUAGACAGCCAGAACACUGCAUUGAAUGGGCGCACAUCAUUGCGUGGGACCAGGAGAAGCCAUUCCCCAGCCUGGACAAAGACGACCCCGAGCAUAUCACUUGGCUGUAUGAAAAGGCAUUGAAUCGCGCCCAGGAGUUCAACAUUCCCGGUGUCACAUAUUCCUUGACCCAGGGCACUGUCAAGAACAUCAUUCCAGCCAUCGCCUCUACCAAUGCCAUCAUUGCGGGGUCGUGCUGCUUGGAAGCCCUCAAGAUUGCUACGCAGGCAGCUCCCUCGCUGGGCUUCAAUGACAAUUUCAUGUCAUACGAUGGCACCGAAGGUGUUUACACAAACACGUUCAAGUAUGAGAAGAAGGAUGACUGCGCUGUGUGCGGCUCGCUGGCCAAACCUCUGAAGGUUGAUCCCAACUGGACCCUGCGGGAGCUGCUCGAGUCCUUCGCGACGAAUGCUGCCGCGCAGCUGAAGAAGCCCUCCAUACGAACAGAAGAAAAGACGUUAUAUAUGCAGUUCCCGCCCAGUCUGGAAGAGACUACCAGACCAAACCUAGACAAGAAACUUAGAGACGGGCUGGGCUUGGUAGAGAAGCAAGAGAUCGCUGUGACGGAUCCUGCUUUCCCUCUCUUGUCUUUUAAAUUUAUCCUGCGGUUUUCGUGA